Molecule: messenger RNA, 1523 nt
Organism: Oryctolagus cuniculus (rabbit)
Lineage: Eukaryota; Metazoa; Chordata; Mammalia; Lagomorpha; Leporidae
Gene: ADM
Product: adrenomedullin
Biological process (GO): positive regulation of heart rate; adrenomedullin receptor signaling pathway; regulation of systemic arterial blood pressure
Cellular component (GO): extracellular region
Molecular function (GO): adrenomedullin receptor binding; hormone activity
Source: RefSeq, a predicted model, not a curated record
GGCUACUCAGUGGUUUCUUGGUGACACUAGGCGGAACAGCUCGAGCCUGGCCACUUCUGGCUUCUCACCGCAGUCGCGCUUGGACUUGGGGGUUUUGCCGCUGCUAGAGGGACGCCUCGGACUUGCUGCUCUCAGAACUUGUCACAUCACCCUUUCAGCAGGGUCUGCGCAUCGUCGUCGGGAUGAAGUUGGUCUCUGUCGCCCUGAUGUUCCUAGGCUCACUGGCCUUCCUAGGCUCGGACGCCGCACGGCUCGACGUGGCGUCGGAGUUCCGAAAGAAGUGGAGUAAGUGGGCUCUAAGUCGUGGGAAGAGGGAGCUGCGGGACUCCAGCAGCUAUCCCAGCGCGCUCGCUUCAGUGAAGGCAGGGCCUGCCCAGACCCUCAUUCGGCCGCAGGACGUGAGAAGCGCCUCGCGCAGCCCGCAGGCCAGCAGUGCGGACGCCGCCCGCAUCCGAGUCAAGCGUUACCGCCAAAGCAUGAAAAAUUUCCAAGGCUCCCGCAGCUUCGGCUGCCGCUUCGGGACGUGCACGGUGCAGAACCUGGCGCACCAGAUCUACCAGUUCACCGACAAGGACAAGGACGACACGGCCCCCCGGAACAAGAUCAGCCCUCAAGGCUACGGCCGCCGGCGCCGGCGCUCCCUGCCCGAGGCCGGCCGGGAUCGGACUCUGGUGUCUUCCGAGCCACAGGCGCGCUGGGCUCCGAGCUCCCGGGAGCACCGAGUGCUCGCCACCCUCCUUAGGAUUUAGGCGCUCGUGGCAGCAGCGAGCGGUUGGGCGCGCAUCCCGCUGGCGCCUCCCGGGGCCGAGGGCUUCGCGAGCCGGAUGGGGACCGGACUGAGACAGCCCUGCACAGACCCCACGUCCGGGAGGCAGCGCCGGGCAGCCAGCCCUGUCUUUGCAGCAGCUCUUCCUCCUCCUUCCCCUCCUCCUCCUCCUCCGGGCAGCGCCGCCUUGGCCCUGAUCAGGCCUGGGCGCCCCAAGGGGGCAGAGGAAUCCGAGGGAGUGUUUGCCAGGUUCACAGAGAGGAGAAACUGAGAAUUACACGCUUGGACUCCAAGGGCAAGGGUCUGAGCCACUGCCUGGCCCGCCCCCAGACCGACUUCUCACGGGUGGCACCCCACGGGGCGCGAGCCUCCUAUUACUUGAACUUUACAAAACCUAGAGAGGAAAAGUGCAAUGCGCUAUGUAUAUACAGAGGUAAUUAUCAAUAUUUAAGUCUGUUGCUGUCGAGAUUUUUUUGUAACUUCAAAUAUAGAGAUAUUUUUGUACGUUAUAUAUUGUAUUAAGGGCAUUUUAAAGCAAUUGUAUUGUCCCCCUCCCCUUUAUUUUAAGGUGUGAAUGUCUCAGUGAGAUGCAAGACGGUUGUUGGAGUGUGUGUGUGUGUGUGAGAGAGAGAGAGAGAGAGAGAGAGAGAGACUGAUUACCUCUUGUGGAAGAAGGAAACACCAUGUCUCAGUAUAAUCUAUUUACAUAAAAUGGGUGAUAUGCAAACAGCAAACCAAUAAACUGUCUCGAUGCUGA